Messenger RNA from Phoenix dactylifera (date palm), 1452 nucleotides. Its product is annotated as protein trichome birefringence-like 38. Gene Ontology annotation, cellular component: Golgi apparatus. Gene Ontology annotation, molecular function: O-acetyltransferase activity. Lineage: Eukaryota; Viridiplantae; Streptophyta; Magnoliopsida; Arecales; Arecaceae. The record is from RefSeq and is a predicted model, not a curated record.
UUAGGCCUCCUCCCCAACACUGCGCAGCCCAGCCGCCCCCCCUUCUCUCUCUCUUCUCUUUUCUCUGUGCUUGUCAUCCUCUUAUCCCAUCCCCUUCCUCCCUCUCACUAUGGGGUCCAAAACCCAUCUGAGUUUUGGGCUUCUUUGUGCUUGUUUGGCGCUUCUUGUUGCGUCCUUGCAUGGGAUUACAACAGAGAGGUUUCACCAUGCGAAUAAAAACAAGCAGCACAACAACGGGACGGCGGGCCGGAGGGAUCAAAGCAAGAGGAUUAGCUGUGACUUCUUCCAAGGGAGCUGGGUCUAUGAUGAUACAUAUCCUCUCUAUGACUCAUCGAGCUGCCCGUUCGUCGAGCCCGAGUUCGACUGCCAGAAGCAUGGCCGGCCCGACAAGCUCUACCUCAAGUACAGGUGGAUGCCCAAUGCCUGCGACCUCCCAAGGUUUAAUGGGAAGGAUUUCUUGGAGCGAUGGAGGGGAAAGAAGAUUAUGUUUGUGGGCGACUCCAUAAGCCAGAAUCAGUGGGAGUCGCUUGCUUGCAUGCUCCAUGCGUCGGUGCCCUACGCCCGGACCAGCUUCACCAGGUCUAAGACUCCCUGGACUCUCACAUUUGAGGACUAUGGAGUGUCGGUGUUGUUCUACCGCUCGACGUACCUGGUCGACAUUAUCAGCGGACCAAGGGGGCGUGUCCUCAAGCUCGACUCCAUCGAGGGCGGCAAAGAGUGGCUCGGCUACGAUGUCUUAAUCUUCAACACAUGGCAUUGGUGGACUCACACAGGCAAAAGCCAACCAUGGGACUAUGUUCAGGAUGGAGGCCAGGUACUCAAGGACAUGGAUAGGUUGCAGGCCUUCUCCAAGGGGUUGACCACAUGGGCCAAAUGGAUCAACUACAACAUCAACCCAGCGGCGACCAAAGUCUUCUUUCAAGGAAUCUCCCCAACCCAUUACCGAGGAUCGGAUUGGGGUGAGCCUACUGCAGGGGAUUGUUCUAAACAGACACAGCCAGUCAGCGGAUCAACAUACUCAGGAGGUCCAGUUCCAGGACAAGGCAUAGUUAAGAACGUCCUAAGUACCAUAUCAAAACCAGUCUAUCUGCUAGACAUAACCUUACUCUCGCAGCUCAGGAAAGAUGCGCAUCCAUCUAAAUACAGUGGAGAUCAUCCAGGCAUGGACUGCAGCCACUGGUGCCUUGCUGGCCUUCCAGAUACAUGGAAUCAGAUCCUAUACGCAGCACUCUUUAACAAAAAGUGAGAUGAAACAUGAUUUAUGCAAGAAAACAGAAAAGAACCCAAUUCCCAUUACUGAUUAAUGAUUGAAAGCAUUCUUUUCAAUGUAGUUUGCUUGUUUAUUUAGUUGUUAAUAAUGGACAGUGCUGUACAAGGCAUCCAUCAAUCCUUUUUGAUGCCUUGAAAGGUGAGAAAUAAACUCUGUUUUUUGUGAAGAAAUUUUAAUUUUCA